CCUCAGACGCAGCAGACCUCAGACAAAGACACUCCUUCGCCUUGUCUCAUUACAUUGCAUAAUAACGACAAGCCAUCAUGCGCGAGUGUAUCUCCAUCCACGUCGGUCAGGCCGGUGUCCAGAUUGGCAAUGCCUGCUGGGAGCUUUACUGCCUGGAACAUGGGAUCCAGCCGGACGGACAGAUGCCCAGUGACAAGACCAUCGGAGGAGGAGAUGAUUCCUUCAACACCUUCUUCAGUGAGACUGGAGCUGGAAAGCACGUCCCCAGGGCUGUUUUUGUGGACCUGGAGCCCACUGUCAUCGAUGAGGUGCGCACUGGGACCUACCGCCAGCUUUUCCACCCUGAGCAGCUGAUCACUGGUAAGGAGGAUGCUGCCAACAACUACGCCCGUGGACACUACACCAUCGGCAAAGAGAUCAUCGACCUGGUGCUGGACAGGAUCCGCAAACUGGCUGACCAGUGCACUGGCCUUCAGGGCUUCCUGGUCUUCCACAGCUUCGGAGGUGGCACCGGCUCUGGUUUCACCUCCCUGCUGAUGGAGCGUCUGUCUGUCGACUAUGGCAAGAAGUCCAAGCUGGAGUUCUCCAUCUACCCAGCUCCCCAGGUGUCCACCGCUGUGGUGGAGCCCUACAACUCCAUCCUGACCACCCACACCACCCUGGAGCACUCUGACUGUGCCUUCAUGGUAGAUAACGAGGCCAUCUACGAUAUCUGCCGUAGGAACCUCGAUAUCGAGCGUCCUACUUACACCAACCUGAACAGGUUGAUCAGUCAGAUCGUGUCCUCCAUCACUGCUUCCCUUCGUUUCGAUGGUGCUCUCAAUGUUGAUCUGACAGAGUUCCAGACCAACUUGGUGCCAUAUCCCCGUAUCCACUUCCCUCUGGCCACCUAUGCCCCUGUCAUCUCAGCUGAGAAAGCUUACCAUGAGCAGCUCUCAGUGGCUGAGAUCACAAACGCCUGCUUUGAGCCAGCCAAUCAGAUGGUAAAAUGCGACCCUCGCCACGGCAAAUACAUGGCUUGUUGCCUCUUGUAUCGUGGUGAUGUGGUGCCCAAAGAUGUCAAUGCUGCCAUUGCCACCAUCAAAACCAAACGCUCCAUCCAGUUUGUGGACUGGUGCCCCACUGGUUUCAAGGUUGGCAUCAACUACCAGCCACCCACUGUGGUUCCUGGUGGAGACCUGGCCAAGGUCCAGAGGGCCGUGUGCAUGCUGAGCAACACCACUGCUAUUGCAGAGGCCUGGGCUCGGCUCGACCACAAGUUUGACCUGAUGUACGCUAAGCGUGCCUUUGUUCACUGGUAUGUAGGUGAGGGUAUGGAGGAGGGAGAGUUCUCUGAGGCCAGAGAGGACAUGGCAGCUCUGGAGAAGGAUUACGAGGAGGUUGGUGUCGACUCCAUUGAGGGUGAGGGAGAGGAGGAAGGAGAGGAGUAGGCCCGAUAAGUAAAUGUAACUUGAAAGUGUCAUUCCUGAAGAAUAUACACAAGCACAAUAUUACAUUUGUAUUUACAUGUGUAAUAUUGUGUUUAUGUUCUUAAUAUAUAAACGAUAUAUGUAGUAGUAAAAAGAAAUGUAACUGUAUGGACUGUAAAUAAAUCUGUGAAAAAUAAA
Messenger RNA from Larimichthys crocea (large yellow croaker), 1607 nucleotides. Its product is annotated as tubulin alpha-1B chain. Gene Ontology annotation, biological process: microtubule-based process. Gene Ontology annotation, cellular component: microtubule. NCBI's taxonomy places the organism in Eukaryota, Metazoa, Chordata, Actinopteri, Sciaenidae. Bases 78 to 1430 code for a protein of 450 amino acids. Gene Ontology annotation, molecular function: structural constituent of cytoskeleton; GTP binding. The transcript is spliced from 4 exons. The record is from RefSeq and is a predicted model, not a curated record.